AUGGAAAAUACUCAUUUGGUUGAAGAAUCUUAAUAAAUCAACUAGUAAUAUUAAAAUCCACAAACAUCAGAAAAUAGAUUUCAAAGUUUGUAAUCCUAAGAUGAAGAUGAUGAAAAUUAAUAAAUCAAUAAUUCUCAUUUUAAGAAUUUAAGCUCAUCAUCUAUCUAGAAUGUUCUUUCUUCUUAAAAUAGUGACUUAGAUUAAGAGAACCAGGAUGAUGCCUUUAAUUUCAUUAAGCAAGAAUAAAACUAAAUAAAUAACAUUGAAAAUUAAUAGAAUGAAUAAUAAAUUUUACCACUAGAGAAUGAUCAAAAGGAAGAGAAGAUAAUUUAAAAUGACUCAAAGGUUACCCAAACUUAAGGUGUACAAAAUGAAGAACCUUAGAAAGAGUAAUUAGAAGAUAAAAAUCAUUCUCAAAUGAACAAUAAUUCAGAAGAUAAAGAUAUUAAAUAAGUAUCAGUUAACAUCUUGAUUAAACAAAUUCCAACUGAAACUUCAGAUUUAAAAUAUGAAUAAUAAAGGGGAAGCGAAGUUGAAUAGAAUAUUUAAAAAAUUCAGAACAGUUCCUAACAAGUAGAAAAGCUUAAAUCAAUCAUUAAGUCUCCAAAAUCUGGAACUUCAAAUGUUUAAUCAGGAGAUCCUUCUUUAGAUAAAAGUAUUUCACCAGAAUAAUUAUUAAAAUAUAAAAGAAAUGAAAAAUUGUAUAAUUAGAUUAUGGAGACUAAUUUAAAUGAAAUCUUCUUAUUUUACUCUAAAUAGUUCUAAAGUCCGAUAAAAUUACCCACAAAAACAAAAGAAUCAAUUUUUGAGAAAAAAUCAUUUAUGAGUUUUCCUUAAUACAUGCAUUUCUGUAAAGAUUUUUAAUUAAUUGAUUUGUUGGUCACCAAUGAAUUUAUAGAGAAGUAUGCUGGUCCCAAAAACCAAAAACCUUUAUACAAAAUAAAAUAUAAGAAUAGAGUAAAAGAUUCAUUUAUUAUUACUAAAUAAAUUCUGCAGGAAAUCUUUCAGAAAUGCUCUGGAAUCCAAUAAUUAAGCUUUUCAGAGUUUUUAUACUCAUUAAUAAAAAUAGCGGAUAUUGUAUUUCCAGUUUCUAAUUCUAUAAAUGCACUCUAUUUAUUUUUAGGAAUUCAUGAUCCAGAAAUCUACAACAAAAAGUUAUCUACAAUUUAAGAUAUGAAUUAAUCACGUAUAUAAAAUCAAGAUAAUAUAAUAUCUAAAUAAGAAGUUAAAAAAAUACUCCCUACUAUAAUAAAUAAACCAAUAAUUGAAAAUCACAAAAGUUAAGAUACAUCUCAAAUUUCAAAAUUUAAUUAAAUUUAGGAGAUACAUAGGAGAUCAAAGGUCUAAUAAAAUAAUAAUUAGAGCUAUUCAAUUCGAUGGGAGGAUUUGGUAAGUAGUGAAAAUGAAUUUGAUCCCAGAAAAUUGUUAUUGGAUGAAGACCUUACAGAUUAGGAUGAUGCUAUCUAUUUGAAAGAGUACAUGAUAAGUGAAUUUGGAAUAAAGAAAAAAUAAGAUUUUGUAAAGUAAUAUUAAGAAGGAGAAAGGAUCAAGUAUUCCCAGUAUCCCUACUAAAACUACUAAUAAAGAAAAAACCAAGGUUAUACUGAAAGUUCAUCUAGAGAGCAAAACCCAUCAAGUUUAUAGGGGAAGCUAAUAUAUUAAAAGGAUACUAUGUUUUUAUAAAAAAGAUAGGAAUUGGCUGAAGCAUAAUUAAUUUAUCCUACGCUACCUAUAAAUUAAAUGUCUCAAAUGCUUCAAAAAGAAAGGGGUAAAUAAUUAAUUCAUCCUAAUUCUUUUGAGUAAAGAAAAAACUACAAUGUUAUAAAACAACUUCCAUCUCUUAAUAAAUCUUAUGCUAAUUAAAAUAUUAGUUCAUCAAUUGAGAGAGGACAAUAAAAUGCAUAAUAAAUAGAUCAUGUUAGUAAAUAGAACUUACGUAAAGGGGAAAUAAAUUAAAAAAAAAGAGAUUAAUAAAUUUAUUUAGGAAUGUUAAAACUAUAGGAUAACAAAGCAAGAAAAGUAUAAAGGAAAUGA
This is a messenger RNA of Paramecium octaurelia, 2034 nucleotides long. Lineage: Eukaryota; Ciliophora; Oligohymenophorea; Peniculida; Parameciidae. The record is from the annotation of a GenBank genome assembly.